Hibiscus syriacus is the source of this 3248-nucleotide messenger RNA. RefSeq lists its product as uncharacterized. The record is from RefSeq and is a predicted model, not a curated record. Lineage: Eukaryota; Viridiplantae; Streptophyta; Magnoliopsida; Malvales; Malvaceae. The transcript is spliced from 5 exons. The coding region runs from base 935 to 2902 and encodes 655 amino acids.
AGGCAUCGCUGGCGCAAUUCCAAAAACCUUAAGCUGUUUUGUUUAUUUGGCCAACACUUUUCCUUCUGGUAUUCUGAUUAGUGUUUUAAUUUGAUUCGCUCAACCUCGUACCGCGAUAGAAUUAAGGGACGACGAAGCGUCGAGAGCCGUACGAUUGAGGUUCUCUCUACUUUUUUUUAAAAUCUGAUUUAGGCUGUUAGCGGCUGAUAAUCCUUAUGAUAAUCUGAUAAUUUCGUUUCCUUUUACUCUGUUACUGUACUGUCCAUAGUCAAAAACAGAGAGGAAAACCUGGGUUUUCGAUAAGGUCUGUUGAAGUGAUAGGAAUGCUUUAGGGUUCGGUUUUUCUGGUUAUUGACCAUAUUGGGUCUAGGUUCUUCAUUCAGAGUCUUCACGUUUUGUACUUUCUUGUUGAAAAGGGUAGAAUUGUCAUAUUAGAUAUGUGGAGGUCUUGGUCUUCUUAGUUUGUUCUUGUUGGGUUUUGAAGAACUUUAGAAGCAGCCCUUCUAUUGAUAUUGAAAUAUUAAGGGGGGGGGGGGAAAUAUAUAGUCAGGUCCUUUGAAUUGCAGAAGCGCUAGUUUAGAGAGUUACCGUUUUUGAGAAGGAUUUUCGAAAAAUCUUCAAGUAUAUGUUAUUGCUCAGGAAUGCCAUGAUUCUAGUUUCUUUGAAUUGUUAAUUUGAUUGGCUGGUUUGAUUCCAGUUUCACUAUAAUUACCUUAGUUACAGUGCAAAGAAAAGAAUUGGGAAAUUGGGAAAUUUUGGAUUUUGGUUUCAGUAGUUAGAAACUUUAGGUUCAUUCAUGUUAAGUAAGGCAUUUAAUAAGUGAAACUGGAUUUAAGGGAACAUAACAAUUUUGGGAACUGAGAAGUUAUUCUAGAAAAAGGGAAACAAAAUUUGGAAAUUCUUUCUUUCUUUAUGAUCAUGCUUAGCAAGAAUUAUGGAAAAAAGUGAGCCCUCAUUGAUACCGGAAUGGUUGAAGAGCGGUGGAAGUCUUACUGGUAGUGGCAAUUCAAUUCACCAAUUUACAUUAUCAUCUUCACAUUCAGACAGUCGUUUUGCAUUGAGGCAUGCCAGAAAUAAGUUGUCUGUUGAUAGUGAUGGUGAUAUAGGCCGGACAUCUGUUUUGGAUAGGGACUCUUCUGCCUACUUUAGGAGGAGUUAUAGUAGCAAAGGUUCUUCUGACUCAUGGUCUUAUAGCAAUUUUGCUAAAGGCAACUGGGAAAGGGAUUGGGAAAAGGUUUACCAUGAUAGGAAGAAUGCUGUUCUCAGUGGCCAUAGGAACCGAAACUAUUCUGAUUCUCUGGAUAACUUGCUGCCAAGCAUAUCUGAGAAGUAUGUCUUACAGCGUUCACAGUCUAUGAUAACCGGCAAGCGUAGUGACACAUGGCCAAGAAAAGUGACAAAUGAAUCUUGUAACAACAGCAAAAGCCAUCAUAGCAGUGGUAAUGGUAAGCUUAGCACAGCUUUCCGUGAUAAAUCUGCAUUUGAGUGUGAUUUUCAUUCGCUUGGUGCUGAAGAAAGACUGGUAGGGUCUGAAAUAGGAAGGGUUUCAUCUCCUGGCUUGAUUAACAAAUCUGCUUUUGAACGUGAUUUUCCUUCACUGGGUGCUGAAGAAAGACAGUUUAGGUCUGAAUUAGGAAGAGUUUCAUCUCCUGGCUUGAAUAAUCUUGUGCAGAGCUUGCCAUUGGGGACCUCACCUGGCACUGGCAGUGAUGGUAGAGCAUCAGCUCUAGCAGACAUUCCUGUGGGCUUGGGAAGCAAUGGCAGAGGUGUGGCAGUAGCUUCACCAAAUGUUUGUGCAGGCUCGACUCCAACUACGACGAUGGGUCUUAAUAUGGCUGAAGCAGUGGCCCAGGGGCCUUCUCGUUCUCAUACACCUCCAUUGUUAAAUGUUGAAACUCAAAGGCUUGAAGAGCUGGCUAUCAAACAAUCAAGGCAACUAAUUCCCUUGUUGACAAUAUCGACACCUAAAACUAUAGUGGCCUGCCCUUCAGAGAAAUCGAAACCUAAAGUUGGACAGCAGCUGCAUCCUUCAGUCUCUGUUAACUCCACACAUGGUGGAACUUCAAGAUCUGAUGGCAUUAUAGUUUCUAAUGAGAGCAGGCUUUGCAUACUCAAACCAUCACGAGAACCGAACGGUGGCUCCAUAGUAGCCACUAAGGAUAACUUGAGUCCUACUAAUGGAAGCAACAAAAUUGUGAGUAGUCCACUAAGCUUCACUCCUUCAGCUGCUGCAUCUUCUCCCUUUAGGAGUUCAGGCAACAGCCCCAGGUCUGCCCCUGCUGUGCGUAAUCAGACUCAAUUGUGGUUAACCAUGGAGAAGAGAGCAACUUCUCAAGCCCAGAGUAGGAAUGACUUCUUCAACCUUCUAAAGAAGAAAUCUAUUACGGACUCUGCUUCUUCUGCCCUUGAUCCCGGCCCUGCUGUGUCACAACCCGUCUCUGAGAAGCCUGAUGAACUUGACCCUGAUGAUUCCAGCUCUGCUGUUACUCUGAAGGAUGCAGGUGAUCUAGCACAAGAAAUCUCAAUUGCUGACUUGCCAACUGACAAUAGGAGUGAAAUGGCCCUGAAUGGAGAUGCUUAUACCAAGUCUCAGCACUGUUCUAGCAAUGGAGAUGUGCAUUCAAGGCCUGAUGUUUUCCUUUAUCCUGAUGAGGAAGAGGCUGCUUUUUUACGUUCCCUUGGUUGGGAAGAGAAUGUUGGAGAUGAUAAUGGUCUUACAGAAGAGGAGAUUAAUGCCUUUCUCGAGCAGUACUCGAAACUGAAACCGUCUGCAAAACUUUUUCAACGAAUGCAGUCAUCAAACCCAUUAAACUCUCAUAAUGGGCCUCAUGGUGACACCACAUCUGGAUUGAGCUCAAUGGAUUCCAAAGGAGAAGCUUUGACUCGUCGAAGUUCUAAUUGACUUGGUAAAAUUCGAAUACGUUGAAUUGGCUGCUCACUUUUUUACCCUCUUUUUCUAUUAUUAAUAUGAGGAUGAAAAUACAAGGAAUCUGGGUUUAAAAGAAAGGAGAGGAUACAACGUGUCUGUUGCUGUUUGUGAUAGUGGAUUGGAACGUAGAGCAUUGAUGAGUUCUACCUGGUUUUUUAGCAUAGGAUUUCUAAGAUAUAUAAAGGCAAGGCUGAGAGAGAGUAGGAUAGUUUUAUGCAAUGUAAGAACUUAUUGCGGGGUAAAUAGCUUUUACUGUCUCUGGUUUUUAACUUGUGGUUGAUGGGGACACAAUUCAACAAAUAGCUUAUGGUUUAUAUUU